GUUAGUGGGGCAGCAGCAGUUAGGUAGUGGGGCAGUAGCAGUUAGGUAGUGGGGCAGUAGCAGUUAGGUAGGGGGACAGUAGCAGUUAGGUAGGGGGACAGUAGCAGUUUGGUAGGGUGGCAGUAGUGGUUAGGUAGUGGGGCAGUAGCAGUUAGGUAGUGGGGCAGUAGCAGUUAGGUAGGGGGACAGUAGCAGUUUGGUAGGGGGCAGUAUCAGUUAGGUAGUGGAGCAGUAGCAGUUAGGUAGUGGGGCAGUAGCAGUUAGGUAGUGGAGCAGUAGCAGUUAGGUAGUGGGGCAGUAGCAGUUAGGUAGGGGGACAGUAGCAGUUUGGUAGGGUGGCAGUAGUGGUUAGGUAUUGGGGCAGUAGCAGUUAGGUAGUGGGGCAGUAGCAGUUAGGUAGUGGGACAGUAGCAGUUAGGUAGUGGGGCAGUAGCAGUUAGGUAGUGGGGCAGUAGCAGUUAGGUAGUGGAGCAGUAGCAGUUAGGUAGUGGGGCAGUAGCAGUUAGUUAGUGGAGCAGUAGCAGUUAGUUAGUGGGGCAGUAGCAGUUAGGUAGGGGGACAGUAGCAGUUUGGUAGUGGGGCAGUAGCAGUUAGGUAGGGUGACAGCAGCAGUUAGGUACUGGGGCAGUAGCAGUUAGGUAGUGGAGCAGUAGCAGUUAGGUAGGGGGACAGUAGCAGUUUGGUAGGGUGGCAGUAGUGGUUAGGUAGUGGGGCAGUAGCAGUUAGGUAGUGGGGCAGCAGCAGUUAGGUAGUGGGGCAGUAGCAGUUUGGUAGUGGGGCAGUAGCAGUUAGGUAGGGUGGCAGUAGUAGUUAGGUAGUGGGGCAGUAGUAGUUAGUUAGUGGGGCAGCAGCAGUUAGGUAGUGGGGCAGUAGCAGUUAGGUAGUGGGGCAGUAGCAGUUAGGUAGGGGGACAGUAGCAGUUUGGUAACGGGGUCUUUCACUUAUCCAUAAAUUGUCUGCAUUUACCCGAACCAUUAGAAAAUAUCAAGAAAAGCCUUUCUUGGUCAAGCCUCCCAUCAACUCUUGUAUAUACGUUGCAUCAGGGUUGCCUUGUGGUUAGAGCGUUGGACUAGCAAUUUGGUAGUGGGGCAGCAUGACAUCUACUUAAUGGUUGCAAAAUCCCCGAGCUGACAAGGUACAAAUCUGUCGUUCAGCCCAGCUAACCCACUGUUCCUAGGCCGUCAUUGAAAAUGAGAAUUUGUUCCUCACUGACCUGCCUAGUAAAAUUAAGGUCAAGUAAAAAAUAAAAAAAUACAGGUGGAACAGGAAGCCAUCAUUGCUUUUAAAGCUGUGUGCAGGGCUAUUAAAGCGCAAAGCCCUGCAGUGGGGACAUCAUCAGAGACAUUAUGAGAGCCACUGCAGCCAUCCUAUUGGUCCUCUGUCUCCUGGCCCUCAGUCACGCCUGGGACUGUCAGGAGCUAGUGGACAUCAGUAAUCUGAUGCAGAUUGAUGCAGGACUGGGGCAAGUGGUUGCAACAGACACAAGUCAAAUCCCCUACUACCUGGUAGGUGAUAAAUGGAUCCGCCUGCCUGGUUCCCUGAAGCAUAUCACUGUAGGACCAGCAGGGAUCUGGGGUGUCAACAAGGCAGACUCAAUCUACAAGUAUGUGGCCGGUAACUGGAUGCAAGCUGCAGGCCUUCUGAAGCAGGUGGAUGCUGGAGGUGUUCAGUUUAUUGUUGGACGAUACUCCAUACUGUCGGACUCACACAAGGGACCAGACACCCCUUCCAUGGACAAGAGUGCCAGGAAGUGUGAAGUACUACAGUUGUGGACACUUUGGGUGCUGGGCAGUCAACAAGAAUGAUGAUAUCUACAUAAUGAGUGUAAGAUCUGGGAAAGAGUGUGAGAGCUGGAGCAGAGUAGUAGAGGAUGGAGAGUGUCAGUUAUUUUAAAACUGUUUCAUAUUAUAACUGUUGAAAUUAGUCCUAAAACUCUGAUUGAAUAUGUUUGUUUCCAACUGAAUCAACACUGCCAAAACAACGGGUGGAGUCCCAUUGACGGCAAGCUUUUUGUGAUUGAGGUGGAAACUGAUGGUAGUGGGGUCAACUUUUUGGGUGAUGUUUAAACUAGGUAAGGUUGUGUUUGGUUCUGAACAAACAGAGUAAAAACUCACGAAAAGCUCAAACUAAGUUCAUUCACCCACUGGGUUAAACAACUGCAAAAUACAAAAACAUGAUUGCACAAACACAUAUAUUUUUGUCCUCCGACUAGCCGGAAUCAACUCCUUGCACAUCUAGACAGCCAAUACAUAUCUGUUGCUAGUCAAGAACUUGUUUGGUUUCUCUCACUGGUGUAGUCAUGGCCCCGCCUGACGCUAAAACCUUUGUGGUCUGUUCCUUCUCACUCCAUCUGACCUGUGACCUGGGCUGAAUUCCUCUCUCCUCCUUAAUACCCGCCUGUCCUCCCUUAUCUGUGAUUGAAACCAGACAUUUGCCCUGUGCUUCCCCCCUUAGGAUCCAUGAGAUUCAACAAUAACAUGUUUGGACAGAAUGUAAACUUUCUUCAUUCCCAUGUCUCAGUCAACAACUUUCCAUACACCUACAGUACCAGUCAAAAGUUAGGACACAUCUACUCAUUCAAGGGUUUUUCUUUCGUUUAACUAUUUUCUACAUUGUAGAAUAAUAGUGAAGAAUUCAAAACUGUGAAAUAACACAUAUGGAAUCGUGUAGUUACCAAAAAAGUGUUAAACAAAUCAAAAUAUAUUUUAUAUUUUAGAUUCUUCAAAGUAGUAUCACAUAGUGAUCCAAGAUGGCAACCCGCCUCACCCAAUGUGAUACGGAUCCACUAUUUUUUUAGACCUUACAGCUAGAACCUCCAUCAGAAGCUAGCCAUCAGAUGCUAAUUUUGCACGCCCAAUUUUUCAGUUUUUGAUUUGUUAAUAAAGCUUGAAAUCUCCAAUAAAUGUCGUUCCACUUCA
This is a messenger RNA of Oncorhynchus masou masou (cherry salmon), 2918 nucleotides long. Its product is annotated as fish-egg lectin-like. The record is from RefSeq and is a predicted model, not a curated record. The transcript has 3 exons. Bases 1347 to 1805 code for a protein of 152 amino acids. Lineage: Eukaryota; Metazoa; Chordata; Actinopteri; Salmoniformes; Salmonidae.